CGGGUUGAGAGAGGUGGGUUGUUGUUUUUUACGCUUGUAAAGACGGCAAAGGGAGGAGGAAAACACGAUAUAACCAUCUUGAAACGUAACGCUCAGCCGGGGGUGCAGGAGAGAGAUCAAUGGUCGUCUACCCGCCUUCAGGCAGCGCAAGAAGAGCGCUUUGUAAUCAGUCUCUCUGUGACUUGGAUCAGAGGCUGCUGUGUCUGAAGGACUGGAAAGAACUUUGCAGCAACUGGAGUGUCUGUUCUCAACUGACUCUCAUUCAGACCAGACUAUUCACUGGUGGUUUGAAGAUGAAUAGCAACCUGAAGCAAGCAUGACGUCCCUGGCCAACGUCACUCUGAAGAACCUCUUGAAAGGUUUCUUUCCUCCUCUGACACUUCCUCUGAAGCUGAAGGUAUCCAAAAUCUGGAUGGAGAACUUCAGACUCUUGCACAAGCUGACCUGGGAGAUGCAAUGGUCAAAGCAGCUGAGAACCCUGCACCAGCAAGUUUGCUUGAAAACCAUCCAUCUCCAAAACUGGAUCGAUCUUCAUCCUUCAGCACAUGGGUCCAGUUUGAAGAUGAGCCCUGGACCAGCACUUCACCAGAGCAGACACAUACAGCCUUUUCUCCAAAAAUAUUCUGCUGGGCUUGUCCCCCAUCAGGAUCUUCUGAGAGACAGCCCCUAACUUCAGACAGCAGUUGGACAACUACUUCUGAGAACACCAGCAGUCCAAGUAUCACUCCUUCCUAUACAGAUCUACAGUCCAUAAAUACUGAAGACCUGAUCAGUGGUGGAGCAUCCGCAGCAGAUUCAACUGACAAUUCGUCAUCUCUUCAGGAAGAUGAAGAGCUAGGAAUGGAGGCCACUAGCUGGCAGCUUAACAGCACAUCCAUUAAUGGCCACAAUGAAACACCAACAACAGCUCGUUUCCCUAGCUGGGUGACUUUUGACGACAAUGAAGUCAGCUGCAGUCCUCCACAGACUUUAUCCCCUGUGAAACCAGGCACCCUAUCAGUAGCAACUCCACCAGCAUCAGCAGAAGUGAUCCCUGUUGCACAGAUCCCAGAUGUGAAUUCUGCCACCCUCUCUUCAUCCUUUAAAAAAAGGGAACGCCCCAAAAGCACACUGGGUGACCUCUCUAAAGUUCAGAAACUAGACCUUUCCUCCAUAACCAGGUUGCCUUCUGUUGGUGGGACACCCCCCUGGAGUGCUACUAACCCUUUCCUUGAUGAAUCUCUGAGAGAUGUUCAGCCCUCCCCUAUCAACCCAUUCAGCUCUUUCUUUGAGGAACGGGAUAAGCACUCUCACACCAGUGUCUCUGGUGUUUCUACUAGGAACUCCCUCAUUAUCCUUCAUCAAGAGCCUGACACCAUCAGCUUCAAUGAGUCGAGUAAACAGCUAAGGCACAAAGAUGCUGUGGAGCAACUCAAGCAACUCCAGAUUGGGGAUCCUGAUCAGCUGAGCAGUACCAGUCUGCCUGACGAUGACCCCACAAUGCCAUUUGCUCUAGACAGCACCUUAUCUAGCUUGGGGCCACCUCAACGGAAAGAUGGCUGGCCAAUGAUGCUGAGGAUACCCGAAAAGAAGAACAUCAUGUCCUCUAGACACUGGGGGCCAAUUUAUGUCAAACUGACUGAGAGUGGGUAUUUGCAGCUCUUUUAUGAGAAGGGGCUGGAGAAGCCUUUCAGGGAAUUCAAGCUUGACAUCAAUCAUGAGAUUUCAGAACCCAAGCUGCAGAACUAUGAUGAGAACGGAAGGAUACACAGCGUGAGGAUAGACUGCACCACCUACAAGGAGAAAAAGAAGUACCAGCCAAAGCCAGCUGUCACUCACACAGCAGAGAGGGAACAGGUGAUUAAGCUAGGCACCACCAAUUAUGAAGACUUCCUCAGCUUCAUCAGAGCAGUCCAGGAUAUGCUAAUGGAUUUGCCCACCUCAUCAACAGACCUGAGCACAGUGGGAUUAAACUACCAAGAGGAGGAGAUCACUGUGGAUGUAAAGGAUGAGUUCUAUGGCACCUUGGCCAAAGGAGACAACAGGAUUUUACAACACAAUGUCCUGACACGAGUGCAUGUUCUUACAUUUCUUUCUGGCCUGGCUGAAUGCAGGCUGGGCCUCAAUGACGUCCUUGUAAAAGGGAAUGAGAUUGUCUCACGGCAGGACAUCAUGCCCACCACCACCACCAAGUGGAUUAAGUUGUACGACUGCCACUUCCACUCGUGUGUGGAUGAGGAAAUGUUUGCCAAUGCCCGUGGUGUUCUGUUUAACCCCUUGGAUGCCUGCCGGUUUGAACUGAUGCGCUUCAGAAGUGUGUUUUCUGAGAAGACAUUGCCUUUUACCUUGAGGGUUGCAGCCAGCAUCAAUGGGGCUGAGGUGGAGCUCCAGAGCUGGCUGAUGAUGUCACCAGGUUUCUCUUCCAACCGCGACCCUCUAACUCAGGUUCCCUGUGAAAAUGUGAUGGUCCGUUACCCAGUGCCACAGGAGUGGGUGAAAAACUUUCGCAGAGAUAGUGUUCUCGGAGAAAAGUCUUUGAAGGCAAAAGUGAACAAAAGUGCCAGUUUUGGAUCUGCCAGUGUUUCUGGUUCCGAGCCAGUCAUGAGAGUAACACUAGGAACUGCCAAAUAUGAGCAUGCCUUUAAUUCCAUUGUAUGGAGGAUAAACCGACUGCCUGACAAAAACUCUGCUUCUAGUCAUCCUCACUGCUUCUUCUGCCACCUGGAGCUUGGCUCUGACCGGGAAGUGCCUUCCAGUUUUGUCCGCUAUGUGGACGUGGAGUUUGACAUGCCAACCACUUCAGCAUCUAAGGCUGCCAUUCGAUCCAUUUCUGUGGAAGGCAAGACUGAUGUCAAGAAGUGGGUCAACUAUUCAGCACAUUAUACUUACAAGGUGGAAAUAGAACAGAAAAAAAGCUUAAAUCCAGAUCUGAUGGGAGGAGACAUUGAUAACACCAAGGAAUGUGCUGUACAGUGAAAGAAAGUCCAUAUGUUGCUGGGACAGUAAAAUCAACAGGCCUUGAAGAAGAGAAAACACAGCGCCUCAUUCCUGCUGUUAGAAGAGCCAGGAAGUAUUUGGAGUAUCUUGGGGUUUCCUUGUCCUUUGUGACCUGUUUUUAGAAAGGAAGCUCUUUUGAUGUGUUUACAACAGCCUGGUAGCUUCGGUAGCAGCACACUAAAUGUAUAGGCUUACAGUUCAUCCAAGCCUGCCUUCGUCUCUACUGCUAAACGUCCUACAGCAAAAUAAUGGUAUUUUGACAGUCAUCGCUCAGACAAAAGCCUCAGCCCUAACCUUGCUAACAAUCUUUUCCUAUCAUGUGCUUGAUGUUUCCUUGAAAACUGGUAAUUAAUUCAGUCCUCAGAAGAGCUCUUCCAGAUGGUAGGCAACAGCAUUGAGGGAGACGAAGCUGUAGGAGAUAUAUUAGAGAAAUGUUUUGUUUCUUGCCAAUUUACGGCUCACAUUGAAAAAUUGUAACUAGAGGUGUGCAGGGAAUGGGUUUUGCGUUCCAUUCUGAGCUCCGAACACUCGGAACAGAAUGCCAAACGGCCCGAAUGUUCCAACCGAAACACCAAGGAUGCUUAGGUGUUUCAGCAGAACAAGCCCAUUCUCUUCAGCCCAUUGCAUGUAUUCUGACUGAAAACAUUUUUUUUUUAAAAAAAGAUAGUGAGGGCAGUGCGGUGGGUGGGGCAGUGAGAGGUGCCUUUAACAUUACAUUAAUGUAAAUUCUUACAGGUACCUGCUUUGAUGUUAAAUUAAGUGAAGCUCUCUCUUACCAGCAGUAAGACCGGCACUGCAAACCACUGCUGCGGCACUCUGGCUGGCGCAUCAUGUGCGGAGGCCAGGAGAUGUGAGCUCCAGUCAGAGACACACCGCCGCUGCAUGGGAUGCCAGCCAGAGUGCCGCUGCAGUGGUUUGCAGUGCCGGUGUUACUGCUGGUAUGAGAGAGCUUCGAUUAUGUCCGGCUACAUGUCCCUGUCUCCUUUACCCAACCUGGCUAGGCUUAUCGGGUCCAGCCUCAGAGCAGGGACAGGGAGGGGGUUGAGCAUCACCCUGUGCGUCCCAGGCUGCUUGCUCCUUGUGUCUGCCCCUCUCUGGGGGCCCCUGACACUCUCCACCAGCCAGCCUCUCAUCCCCGGCCGGCUCCUUAUAUGCCACCUCACAGGCUAUGCAUCGCCUGCCCCCAAUUACGGGGCCAACAGCCCUCUUUAUUACCUCUUAUUAAUUACCCCUUACAACUGUUGCCAGUGCCUCUCCCCCUGCUCCUGCCCCCUCCCUUCGGGAGGCAUGCUGCUGAUUUUAUCCUCGCACGUCUCCCCUUCGGCCUUAUCGGGGCUCUGCUCCUCCUCCACUGGAGCUGAGUACCUGCCCGUUGGCUGUAUAUAAAGUCUGGCCAUGUCUGAGCAAAAUGUUCAGAUGGUGGAGCUUCAGCAGUCUGUAUACCUCUGUGACCUUGCCUGUGGAUAUGAGAAGCAAAUCUGCUUAGUUUUCAUAGUCUUCACAAUAUGGAUUUCCAUAGUGCAGCAUUUGGGUUACAUUUGAAUGGAUUUUGGUGUGGGUGUAUGUGGGUGUGCACGCACUUAUACACAAGAACACACAGCCCUGGCUGCUAUACUCUUCCUAUAUCUCAACAAAGCUCUGUGUCAAAGACAUAAUUAUUUACAGAACACUUGCUCUCAUACCAGCCAAUACUGAGAAACUAACAACCGUAAUUUAUUAAAACAAUUUCUCACUGUAAAGAGACACCUUUUCUAAAUAACUCAUUUUUAAAGUAUAGAGGACUCUUUUUAACAAUCUAGUUCUCUUGUCUUGUCAGCUGACUUUGCUUUCCCUCUUUGGUUUUUCAGAAUUUUAUACACACACACACACCCCUUUGUGAAUCAGGCACAUAGACUGCUUUACUAUGCAGAAACAUUUUUGGAAACAAUUUGAUCUUGCACUUUCCGAACUCCCUUUCCUAUUUAUGUAAGCACCUGUAACUUAACAGCUUCUAACUGUUUUUUGAGGAGCAAGCAGAUCAAGUUGCCCCUCAAGAAUAUGCAGAACAAUGAUUGGCUGUUUGAAUAGGCUUUCUCGGUCUGGGUAGUUUCUACUGCUCGGUGAGUUUAUGCACAUUUCCAGGGUACACCAGGUCAUCCAAUGUGCACGUUCCCAGUGUGUGCAGGGCACCUCCUUUCUACUCUGCCCACAAGAAAAGUCACAGCCUGGGAUGCAAUCCCACUACAGUGUCCAAAGACAGUAUUUUGCUUCUCUAAGUUCUGAUUCACACAUGCAGAUUGCAGCAUAAGCAUCAACUUGAAAUACAAUAACAACGAAGUUGCUCUGUCUAUAUAGCAAGCCAAUGGACUGGGUCUCGCGAUCAGUGAGACCCGGUUUCCUCGGGAGAGCGGGAAGAGCGGGCUAAGCCCGCUGUCCCCGCUCACAAGCAGGCAGGGAGCCCUGGGCAGCCGGAUCGGCCACCCACACGAUGGACAGCUCUGUGACGGAGCCAGUGGGAGAAGCGGGGGCCACGCGGCCCCAGUAUGCCCUGCGCGAGCACACAGGGCAUACUGGGGAGACCCCCAGAGCCGGGAGGCGGCUUUUCGCCUCCCGGCUGGGGGAUCUACUCAUGAGUAGGCGCGGCACGAAGGCGCGGCACGGCUACUCACGAUCAUAAAAAGCAGGUUUCCUGGAGUGCUCGCUCCGCGAACCUGCUUUUUACCAGGGGUUCUCGAGCGGGUUACCCGCUCAAGAACUACCGGGCUCGGCUGUGAGCCUGGUGGUUCUUACGGUCAACAAAAAUUGGGCUAGCCUCUGCUAGCCCGACUUUUAUUGAUCGUGAGAAUCACCCCAAAGUGUAAGCCACACAAAUCUGUGGUUUCCACCACACAAUUGCAAACCAAAAGCUUUAAUUAGGAUGCCAAAGGAGGCCCUCAUGCAACUGGAGAUCAAGCAGGUACCUGCACUGCAAGUUGCACAUGUGAAACUUGAGUGGUGGUAUGUGUGAGUGCUAAAACUAAGUUUUUUCUCCAAACUGGAGACUCUCCAGUGGACUUCCAUCAAUGGGCCCUACACAAAAUUGCCCUGCUCAUGAAAUUAAGCCUCUCAUCAGCACUUACUACUCAUGAAGCAAGUGUCAUCUGGCUUGUUUCCCAUGAGCAUAGAUUGUGAUGUUGCAUUCUGCCACAAACCCCUGUUGGAAUCUGUUUGUUCCAACAACCUCUAAACUGAAAAUAAUAGCCUUUUUAGCUACUUAUUGUGCAUGUCACCAGUUUACAUUUGUGACAGCCUAAGGACCUGCCCACAAUCCACUGAAGUCUCUUAUGCCAAUAUGUGAGAUAUAUUGCUUUUCAAUGAAUGGCACACCAAGAACAGGCUUUGCACAUUUAUAGGCAGCCCAAGGACUUCUAUUGGUACUGGUCUGGAUUAGUAUUCUGUUGCAGACCUGAGGUUUUAAUUGCCUCUGCAGAAGUGUUUGGAUAAAACAAGCACAGUAACCCACUUCUUAAUAUGAAUUUGUCCUUAAUGUUUAAGUGAAUUGAGCCACAUAGCCAACUUAAUCUUAAAAACACUCACUUUGAAAAAGGCUUCUUUUGAAAUCAGUAGGACUUAGGGUGCAAUCUGUGAUCAGAAUCUUUAGGGUUUGGGUUUUUUAAAAAAAGUUAAUAGCAGUCAGUAAGGGGAGGGAACCCAGUUCCUUGGAGAAGCCGCUGCUAGUCUGAGAAGACAAUACUGAGCUAGAUAGACCAAAGGUCUGACUCAGUGGGGCUAUUCUCACGAUCUGCAAAAAUCGGGCUAGGAAAGCCUAGGCCGAUUUUUUCAGAUUGUAAGAACUACCGGGCUCGGCUGCAAGCCCGGUGGUUCUAGAGUGGGUAACCCGCUCAAGAACCCCUGCCCUAAAACCAAGUUUGCAGAGCAAGCAUGCCGCAAACCUGGUUUUCUAGAUCGUGAGUAGCCGCGGCUUUGCGCUGCACCUACUCACAAUGAGACCCCCGGAGGGGAGGCAAAAAACCGCCUCCCGGCUCUGGGGGUCUCGCCAGCAUGCACUGCGCGCUUGCGCAGGGCAUGCUGGAGCUUGUGGGGGCCAAUCGUCCCCCAGCCCCCGCAGGCUGUCACAGAGCCGGCAAUUGUGUGGGCGGCCGAUCCAGCCACCCAGGGCUCCCUCCCCACUCACUGCCCCAAACCGGGUCUCACUGAUCCUGAGACCUGGUCCUGUAUAUGGCAGCUUCCUAUGUUCCUAAAUCCAGCUAAUCCCUUUGCACAGAGUGGGAAGAUGGGCAAGCAUUUGCAUAUGCAUACCUAGGUUUCCCUUAUCCAUUUUGGCACACUAAUCCCAUCCCUUCACUGCUUUGCAAGCUAUUUUUGAAUACUUCACCUAACUCAAAAGCUUAAAAAGCCACUCCAAGUGUUUUUUGGGGGAAAUGUGUGUGUGUUUUAGAGCCACUCUGAGUGUAAAGUGGGGAGAUAGUGUGCUGUGCAAAUACAGUGUUUAACAUGAGUGGGAGGAAGCAACUGUUGUUUGGAAGAGAAAGCCUGUCUUGGUUUUCAGAAAUGUGAUUGAUUAAGGGGAGUUAGAUUUCAAUAUCGUUGUAGACUGAAAUCCUGCACAGAGUUAGGUUGCUUAAAUCUUACUGAAGUCCGCAAGAGUUGAGCAGUCUAACUGUACAGGAUUACAUCUAAAAUGAAAUUCAGACAAUUAAUUAUGCUUCAUAAGAAACAAGCAAUAUCUGCAAACAAGCAAUAUCUGCAGAUCCAGUCAAUUUUAAGCACGUUUGAAUCCUGGUUUUUUCAGUGGGAAGCUACAGCCCAAUCUAGCCCAAUGUGUACUCAGAAGUAAACAUACAAUUAUAGCAUUAAGCAUGUGUUGAAAUCUCUCCCAUUGAAAUUAAUGGAGCUUAAUGCUACACUUUGGCUGGAUCAUGAACUUUGUGUGCAGAUAUGGAAGUUAAUACCUAAUAUUAAUACCUAAGUCUCUAAUAUUGGGUUUAAGAUAUGUUUAAUUUCUAAAUCGUAUUAUUAUUUAAGUGCCAAGAUAGCAGUAUGAUGGAGAUGCAUUUAAAGCAUUGAAUUAUAAAGAAAUUAAUCCAGUUUUGUUUUGGAGGAAAGAUCCCUGUGACCUCUCCUCCCUGAGCCCACUUGUAGUGUCAUGGCAAGGUAGCCAUGGAGUUUUGCACUACAGAAUAUAAUCCCCAGUGCUGAAGUAGUCUCGUUCUAGUUUCAGUACAUAGGAAGCUGCCAUAUACUGGGUCAGACUAUUGGUCCAUCUAUUUCAGUAUUGUCUACACAGACUGGCAGCAGCUUUUCCAAGAUUGCAGGCCGGAGUCUCUCUCAGCCCUAUCUUGGAAAUGCCAGGGAAGGAACUUGGAUCCUUCUGCGUGCAAGCAUGCAGGUGCUCUUCCCAGAGUGGCCCCAUCCCCUGAGGGGAAUAUCUCACAGUGCACACAUGCCAUCUUCCAUUCAAAUGCAAACCGGGGCAGACCGUGCUUAGCAAAGGGGACAAUACAUGCUUGCUACCACAAGACCAGCUCUCCUCACCAUGCUUUUCUUGUACUUGGAACUCCUGUCCUCACCAUCCCAAGUCCUGUCAACACCAUGCCCCUCACCAUCUCAAAUUUCUUCCAUGUUUGGAAAUAAAUUCUAAGAACAUGCAAAGCAUUAUGAUGAAAACUCAACAAGUCCUAAGGAGAAAACACUGCCAUCUAGUACUGACAUAAAGCUGGUCCACGCAUUCAUGUUCAUCACUUGAUGACUACAUCAUCAGAUGGUGACUUUCGUGUGUAAAUGGGCCAUAACAGAUAUAAUACCACAAACCGAACUUUCAUACCACCUUGCACCAUCCUAAACACAAUAUUCAAAAUCCAAAUGUAUGCACAUAGAGCUCUUUAAAAAACAGUAAUUGAGUGUUGAACAGAUAGGUGGUGAGAAGAUGGAAGCAGGGAAGGGACUAAAUCCAGUCUCCCCACCCCCCACCCCCCAAAUCAAAAAAUUGAUAGGUACAAUUACUGCUUUUAAGGAGGUCACCAUAUAUUCAGGUGGAUCAGAGAGAUCACCAUAUCUUCAACACCUGUUUAGGGAUACAGUUCCUUCUCUAGAGUUCUUGUGUGUAUAUAGGACUGGGGCGGAGGUGGACUUUGCAGUAAAGUCCAUUUACCUUUAAAGAUGCCAGUCAUCAAGUAUAAAAUUAUUUUUUUAAAAAAAUGUAUCUGCAUAUGUGAACCAGCCCAUGACCUCACAAUUAAAGCUGACUCAAAAUGAAAGAAAAGUGUCUUAACAGCACUUCCAGAAGUUGCUUAUGCAAGGACUUUGCUAUUUUUUUAGCAGUUCCUGAAAAUGCUCCUCUAUAUUCCCUGAUUGCAUCGAGGUGCACAUAAUAUAUUAAGCAAGUCACUUUUCAACUGAUCUUAGAGAAUGCAAUUUGGGAGGUGGGCUGGACAGGGGAGAAAGUAGUCUCUUAGGUAUGCAGAGCCCAAACUGUUCAGGCUGUAAACGUAAAAAAUUACAUGUAAAGUGUAAAAAAAAAAGCACUUGGUGAAUUGUGCCCAGAAGACAAGUCCAUUCAUAGCCUGAAGUUUCAGAUUAACGUGCUCCAAGCAACCAGUCUCCUUCGGGAAGUAUCUUUAUGUAGAAUGCAGUAGUUUGUCCUUGAGGUUACAAAGGCAUAUGUGACAGUCAGCAGGUCUGGUCAGCAAAAUGAAACAGCCAGGAACAAUAGUAGACCCAGAAACAUCCUGCCUACUUGAAUGCACUAGAAAGAUGGAGCCACAUCAUUGAUGCGUAUAUCCCUCAUACACAUCACCACUGCUGACUGAAUCACCACUGCUGACUGAUUAUUCUGUAGAUUCACCUUCACUUGACUUGUCAGUAGCCAGUCCCAUUCCAAAGACAUAGCAGAUUGUAAAAACCAUUUGGUUCUGGUCAGUCUUUAUCGACAAAACCAUUCCAUGGUAUUGCCUGCUGUACAGGAACCGAUGGAAUCUCACCAUUAAUUUAUUGUGGAAAUAACACCUCUCUUUUUGCUAUUUCACUUAAAGCAACUUCAGGUCUCCUAAAAGCCUUGCAGGUUAAAAGUACUUGAGUUUUCAGCCUGCUUUCCGCUGCCUCCAUCAAGUCAGAUAGUUCAUAAUAUCUUGCACUAUUGUGAUUGUAUGUUUUUUACAUAUUUUGUAACAGGUUUCUACCUUUUUGAUGUUGUGCUAUGAGAGAGUCUACACACUGGCUGAUUCCUUAGAAAUUUUGUGUGACUUUUCCCCCCCUUGCGACUUCUCAGUGAAAUGUCAUUUUGGGAUUAAUUGUGGGAAGAACUGUUGAAUAAAUGCAAAUGAAAUUCCA
Molecule: messenger RNA, 10284 nt
Organism: Hemicordylus capensis (graceful crag lizard)
Lineage: Eukaryota; Metazoa; Chordata; Lepidosauria; Squamata; Cordylidae
Gene: STON2
Product: stonin 2
Exons: 7
Coding region: 457-2955 (832 amino acids)
Biological process (GO): synaptic vesicle endocytosis; regulation of endocytosis; clathrin-dependent endocytosis
Cellular component (GO): synaptic vesicle; AP-2 adaptor complex
Molecular function (GO): clathrin-cargo adaptor activity
Source: RefSeq, a predicted model, not a curated record